CCAGGGCAGCACUCCUGACAGGCCGUCUCCCUAUAAGGAAUGGCUUCUAUACCACCAAUGCCCAUGCCAGAAACGCCUACACGCCGCAGGACGUAACUGGGGGCAUCCCGGAUUCUGAGCUGCUCCUUCCCGAAUUGCUGAAGAAAGCAGGCUAUGCCAAUAAGAUAGUUGGCAAAUGGCACCUGGGCCACCAACCUCAGUUCCAUCCCUUGAGGCAUGGCUUUGACACCUGGUUUGGAUCUCCCAAUUGCCAUUUUGGACCGUACGAUAACAAAGCUACCCCCAACAUUCCUGUUUAUAGGAAUUUGGAAAUGAUUGGCAGGUAUUACGAAGAUAUACAAAUUGAUCGUAAGUCUGGAGAAGCAAACCUAACCCAAAUGUACUUACAGGAAGCCCUGGAUUUCAUAAGCAGCCAGCAAGCCAGCCAUCAGCCAUUCUUGCUCUAUUGGGCCAUCGAUGCCACGCAUGCCCCCGUGUACGCCUCCAGGGAGUUCCUAGGCACAAGCCAAAGAGGAUUGUAUGGCGAUGCUGUGCGGGAAAUUGACUUUAGCAUUGGGAAAAUUCUUAGGCACCUUCAGAAUCUGGGCAUCAGCAACAAGACCUUUGUGUUUUUUACAUCUGACAAUGGGGCCGCCCUCAUUUCAGCCCCAGAACAAG
Molecule: messenger RNA, 657 nt
Organism: Thamnophis sirtalis
Lineage: Eukaryota; Metazoa; Chordata; Lepidosauria; Squamata; Natricidae
Source: RefSeq, a predicted model, not a curated record